AUGAAAUUCGUGAUCGCCUGUGCCCUCGUGGCGCUUUGCCUCGCGGAGCACCACGAUCCUCUCUCCGACAAGAAGCACUUCAAGGGAAGCGGAGCACGACCCGAAAUUCGAUCACGAAGCCUUUCUUGGAAAGGAUGCUGCCGCCGAAUUCGACGAGCUGACCCCGAGAAAUCGAAGGAGCGCCUCGGAAAACUGGUCCCCAAGAUGGACUCCAACGGAGAUGGUGUCAUUGAGGAGAACGAGCUGAAGGACCACAUCAACUUCAUGCAGAAGCGUUAUGUGAAUAACGACGUUGAGCGCACGUGGAAGAACUACAAGGAGGACAAGAUCGUUGAUGGAAAGAUCACCUGGGCUGCUUAUCGCGAGAUGGUCUAUGGACAUCCCACUGGUGAGAACCAGGAGAUUUCUGAUCAGUACAAGAAGAUGCUCGUCAGGGAUGAGAAGCGGUGGGCCGCCUCCGACUACGAUUCCUCUGGAACCCUUGACCGCACCGAGUACGGAUGCUUCAUGCACCCCCGAAGAUUGCGAGCACAUGCAACAAGGACGGAUACGUCGACCUCGAGGAGUACAUCGGAGAUAUGUACCGCCCGGAGGAUUACCCUGAACUCAACGGAAAGGAGCCGUGACUGGGUUGCAUCUGAGCGCGAGAUGUUCAAGGAGCACCGUGAUAAGGACAACGACGGCAAGCUGAACCAGAAUGAGAUGCGCUCGCCACUUGAUGGGGAAUCUCUGAUGAUAACAAGGACGGAAAAUUAUCUCACGAUGAAAUUAUCGCUCAUUACGAUACCUUCGUCGGAUCCCAAGCCACGGAUUAUGGAGAGCAACUGCAGAAGCACGACCCUGCUGACCUCUAAA
Mesorhabditis spiculigera is the source of this 855-nucleotide messenger RNA. The record is from the annotation of a GenBank genome assembly. Lineage: Eukaryota; Metazoa; Nematoda; Chromadorea; Rhabditida; Rhabditidae.